AAUCACUUGUCACCUGUCACUCCUGUCAUUUACACAAAAACAUAACCUAAAUGAUUUGACAAUGGCUAUGUUUAGGGCCCUAGGUAGAAAUAUUCCAUAUUUAAAGCAACAGUUUGGUGCUCUCUUGGGCAAUACAAGCACCUCUGUAAAAUUUAUCUGUGGUGUAGUUCUAUUAAGUUAUGGACUGUCAUAUUCCGAUGAAGCUGUGAGAGUCAUAUCAGUAACUCCUGGAUAUCUUAUGCCGCCUUCCUUUUGGCUGUGGACAGCAUUCACAUUCUGCUUCUUAGAAAUACAUUUUUGGGAAGUGUUAGUAGACAUUAUCACAGUUGGUUUGUGUGGCAAAUUAAUCGAGCCGCUAUGGGGACAAAUGGAAAUGUUGACAUAUUUCGCCAUUGUUAAUUUUGGUGUGGCAGUUAUAACGACUGCAUUCUACUUUAUUUUGUACUGUUGCACUUUUGAUGCGGAAUUUUUGUUUACAGUACACAUACAUGGGUUGGCUGGAUAUAUUGCAGGGGUAUCAGUAGCUGUGAAACAAAUAAUGCCUGAUCUAGUAAUAAUUAAAACACCACUUGGAAAACUAAGCAAUAGAAAUAUACCUUUGACUGUAUUCUUCCUUUCUGUCAUAUUUAAACUUGUAGGAUUAGUGGAUGGUACUUACCCGACUAUGUUUUUUAGUGGUUUAAUUGUAAGUUGGAUUUAUCUACGGUUUUAUCAAAAGCACACGAAUGGCUCGAGAGGUGAUAUGGCCGAUUAUUUCACAUUUGCAAGUUUCUUUCCUAACGUUAUACAACCUCCAAUCGCCAUAAUAAGUAACAGCGUUCAUAGCGGCUUGGUGAGGAUCGGAAUAUGUAGAAAAGUUGUCAGAAAAUUUGACAUGUCAAAUCCAACGGGUGUUACCAUAUCUCUACCCGGCACGGAUCAGCACGAUAUGGAGAGAAGAAGACAAAUCGCUUUGAAAGCAUUGAGCGAACGGCUCUCAAAGUCAUACAGUGACAAACAGCCGCUGAUUCCGCCGAAAACGCACCCGAAAUCGUUAUUGCCUUCGAAUAAACUACAAGAACCUUCUUCGUCGCAACAACCUCAAACUUCACCUGCACAGCAUUUAAAAAUCGACAUACCUCCAUCAAAUUUACCCUCCAAAUCUGAUACGUAAUACGUUGACCCUUAAUCAUAGUUAUUUAACUUAUAUACAUAGAUAUUAUAUGAUUGUUACUUUAUUUUGUAAUAUAUGUCAAAAAGAAAUUAAUAAAUAUUUAA
Molecule: messenger RNA, 1257 nt
Organism: Anoplophora glabripennis (Asian longhorned beetle)
Lineage: Eukaryota; Metazoa; Arthropoda; Insecta; Coleoptera; Cerambycidae
Product: transmembrane protein 115
Exons: 3
Coding region: 62-1153 (363 amino acids)
Biological process (GO): retrograde vesicle-mediated transport, Golgi to endoplasmic reticulum
Cellular component (GO): membrane; Golgi apparatus
Source: RefSeq, a predicted model, not a curated record